Molecule: messenger RNA, 1353 nt
Organism: Purpureocillium lilacinum
Lineage: Eukaryota; Fungi; Ascomycota; Sordariomycetes; Hypocreales; Ophiocordycipitaceae
Source: RefSeq, a predicted model, not a curated record
AUGGGUUCCCAAACUCUAGCGAACGAAUUCCUCACGGAGGGGUCAAGCAAACUGCGGCUGUCAGCCACGCUGGAAAUCAAUGAGCGUGUGCAGGAGCGCCUGAACCGCGGCAAACAAGUGGUACAUCUGGGAUUUGGAGAGGCAACCUUUCCUCUCCAAAAGGACGUUCUGGAAGCCCACCGCGUGGCCAGCCAGGACACAAGCUAUGUGUCCGUCGCAGGGUUGGCGACUUUGAGAAAGAAUGUGGCUCAGUUCCAAUCUCGUCGCCUGGGGUGUCCUAUCAGUCCCAAGCAAGUGGUCAUCGCGCCCGGGUCUAAGCCCCUACUCUUUGCUCUAUUUGACAUUCUACGGGGAGACGUGAUGCUCCCGCGCCCUUCAUGGGUCAGCUACGAGCCUCAGGUCGUUCAUGCUGGAAAACGUCUCUUUUGGGUCGAGACCGACGAGGAAGACCGACAUACAAUCACGGAAGCAUCCCUGAAUGCAACAUAUGACGAGGCAGUGGCCGAAGGCGGGGAUCCACGCAUCCUGCUUAUCAACAGCCCUUCCAAUCCGACAGGCCAGGCAUUCUCAGAGGCCACCAUUGAGAUAAUUACGCGCUUCUGUCGCAAGCAAAGCAUUACUCUCAUAAGUGAUGAGAUUUACUCAGAUAUCUGCUUCACAAAGGAAUUCCAGAUGAGCGCCUGCGCCAAUGGGCGGAUCAAUACCGAACAGACAAUUUUGACUGGCGGUCUUUCCAAGACAUACUCAGCUGGCGGCUGGCGCGUGGGCUUCGCCGUCUUCCCGGACACAGACUUUGGUGCUACAGUGCAAAGGACCGUCCUGGCCUACGCCUCCGAGUGUUGGUCUGCAGCCUCGGCCCCUGCACAGCAGGCUGCUGCCGUGGCUUUCGGUAUUACGCCAGCAAUGGAUCAGUACCGCGAACAGGUUACCGCGGUGCAUCAACACUGUACCUUCAGGCUAUACCUUGCCUUGAAAGACUGCGGGCUUGCCGUGCCCGAGCCCAAAGGCGCGUUUUAUGUGUACCCGUCCUUUCAUCCUUACGCAAGGCAGCUCGAAGCCACGGGCAUACAUACGAGCCUGGAGUUGUCCCGCUGGCUGAUUGAGGAGUGCGGCAUCGCGGCGUUGCCGGGCUCGGUAUUCGGCGAGAGUGACACCGGCAUUCGCGGUGGACGAUACCGGCUGAGAAUGGCGACGAGCUACUUGUAUUUUCGGGACCAGGAGGAGCGAUAUGCGAAAGGAUACGAGCUGCUGCAAUGCACCUCUAAGGAGGGAACCGAAAUCGAGCUGCCAUUGCUGGACGAAGCAAUAGCAGCACUGAAGAUGGCUUUGUCGAAGCUAAACGCUGUACGAUAG